ACGCAGCAGCCAUUGAUGACUUGUAGAGAGAUUGAGAGAGAGAAAUGGCGAGUAUUGUGGUGUUCUCUGGGCUCAUUCCAAACCCUAAACAUAUGUUGAGGUCGUCCCCUUCAAUUUUCACUGGUACGACAGUUUCUCCUCCUUCGUUUCUCAAGCUUCAGAAACAGCCUUAUUACAUUUCUCGCAGUAGUAAUGUGGAUACCUCUAUUCGAAUUGCUUCUUCCACCAGCAGUGAGACAUAUGGAUUAGCUGAAAUUGACUGGGACAAUCUAGGGUUCUCAUUUAUCCCUACAGAUUACAUGUACACCAUGAAGUGUGCUCAGGGACAUGACUUUGUUGAAGGUGAGUUAAAGCGUUUCGGGAACAUUGAGAUGAGUCCAUGUGCUGAGGUUCUAAGUUAUGGGCAGGGUUUAUUUGAAGGUCUGAAGGCUCAUAGGAAACAAGAUGGAAGUAUUGUUCUCUUUCGUCCAGAGGAAAAUGCUUUGCGAAUGAGGAUUGGUGCAGAGCGUAUAUGCAUGCCUUCUCCAACAGUUGAACAAUUUGUAGAUGCUGUGAACAUGAUGGUUUUAGCGAAUAAACGAUGGGUGCCUCCAGCUGGUAAGGGUUCCUUAUAUAUAAGACCGUUGCUUAUGGGAACCGGAGCUGUUCUUGGUGUUGCGCCAGCUCCUGAGUACACAUUCCUGAUAUUUGUUUCUCCUGUGGGAAACUAUUUUAAGGAAGGCUUGGCACCCAUAAAUUUAAUUGUUGAGACUGAAGUACAUCGAGCAACACCUGGUGACACCGGUGGUGUGAAGACCAUAGGAAACUAUGCUCCAGUCUUAAAAGCACAAUCUGUUGCAAUAGCAAAAGGGUUUACAGAUGUUUUAUACCUGGAUUGUGUUCAGAAGAAAUAUCUGGAAGAGGUUUCCUCUUGUAAUGUAUUUGUGGUGAAGGACAAUGUUAUUGCUACUCCCACAAUCAAAGGGACGAUACUUCCUGGCAUAACACGAAAGAGUAUAAUCGAUGUAGCUCGAAACCAAGGAUUCAAGGUUGAGGAACGACUGGUAUGUGUAGAAGAGUUGCUUAAUGCUGAUGAAGUUUUCUGCACUGGAACAGCUGUUGUUGUAUCUCCUGUGGGUAGUGUCACUUACCUUGACAAAAGGGUAACGUACCGAAAUGGGGGUGUCGGUCAAGUGUCUCAGCAGCUGUAUUCUACCUUAACGGGUAUUCAAACGGGGAUAAUAGAGGACAAGAUGAAUUGGACUGUCGAGCUAAAGUAGGUCUUCAAAUGGGGAUUUUCAAGAGGGUUUUUCCUGGUAUGAUUUUCUUUAUAAGCUCAUGUGUUAAGAAAUUACUUCAUUGUAAAUGGUCAUGUUUUAGAUUCAAAUGCUUCAUGAUUUUUUUGAACCAUGUGGUAUAUUAGCUUAGGAUGAGGGAUAAUGAAUUCUCCAUUUCUUUGUAUUAGAGUCAAAAUGGAGUUAGUCUGGAAGUUAACUUCAAUGUAUAUUGCGCUUGAAUAAUUGAGUGAGGAUUGUUUGUCUGAAUGAUUUGACGAUGAUGACGAAUUUGCUGCGCUUCAAUUUGUUUUAUGUAAACAAAGAAUUGGAUUUGGAA
This is a messenger RNA of Impatiens glandulifera, 1593 nucleotides long. Its product is annotated as branched-chain amino acid aminotransferase 2, chloroplastic-like. The transcript has 10 exons. Gene Ontology annotation, cellular component: chloroplast. NCBI's taxonomy places the organism in Eukaryota, Viridiplantae, Streptophyta, Magnoliopsida, Ericales, Balsaminaceae. Bases 45 to 1259 code for a protein of 404 amino acids. The record is from RefSeq and is a predicted model, not a curated record. Gene Ontology annotation, biological process: branched-chain amino acid metabolic process. Gene Ontology annotation, molecular function: branched-chain-amino-acid:2-oxoglutarate transaminase activity.